Molecule: messenger RNA, 3617 nt
Organism: Alosa alosa (allis shad)
Lineage: Eukaryota; Metazoa; Chordata; Actinopteri; Clupeiformes; Clupeidae
Gene: hbp1
Product: HMG-box transcription factor 1
Exons: 10
Coding region: 295-1803 (502 amino acids)
Biological process (GO): regulation of transcription by RNA polymerase II
Cellular component (GO): nucleus
Molecular function (GO): protein binding; RNA polymerase II cis-regulatory region sequence-specific DNA binding; RNA binding
Source: RefSeq, a predicted model, not a curated record
AAUCGACCUGCAAUCUCGAAAAUACGUUGAUACGCUUUGUUGUCCUUUAAAAUGUCUUUCGACAUUUUGUUUCAUUCAUUUCAGGGCUUAGAACGAAGGGGCUAUAGAAGAGUGCUCAUGUCUCAACUUGUUGACAUUCUUUUGUUUACAAGUUAGAAGCUCGCCCCUACAUUUUGGCGUUCCUUUUUGUCAAUAGCCUGUUCAAGGAGCAACAAUUGUUUUUUUUUACUUGUUUGAAUCUAACAUACGGUUUGGAUUGAUUACAAGCAGUCAUGUAUUUUGCGAACAAAAGACAUGACACCGUCGUUGAAUUUACGAUUGGACUGCUUCUAUUCAGGCAAACUGACAUGGCGUAAUAUGGUGUGGGAAAUGAAAACUCAUUCGGUGCCAGAGAGAGUUUUGGAAUCGCAGGUGGAGACUGUAGGUAUGGAUGAGGCCUUCGACAUGCUAAAGUGCAACGAAGAUCUGCCUUCCUCUCCAGGAUGCCCUUCCACUGAGAGUCACAUGGAAUAUGAUGACCUUCCGGAGCUGCAGGAGGUGCAGGAGGACCAGGCCUCUCCGAGCGUGUUCCAGGUCGAGGCAGGCGUGUCACACCAGGAAGGCCCUGGGGAGGCCUGGGGCAAAGGGGUGGAUGGAGCCUCCUCCCCUCACACCAACACCAACUGGCUGGCAGAGCUGGCCAACAUCGCCACGAGCCCACAGAGUCCCCUGCUACAGAACGCCCCCCACAACAGAUCCUCCCCUGUGCACAUCUUUGCCACGAGUAACAGUUUACAUUCCUACGCCCGGCCCCCCCAGGCUUCCAGUGCCCCGAGUCCGGCCCGGACCCAUAUGAGGGAGCGCAGGCGUGUCAGGGCCAGCAGCGAGUCAGAGUCUGGUAGCUUCUGCAUGUCCUCGUUAUCAGACGAUGAUGACAUGGGAUGGUCUCACUCUUGGCCCUCCACAGUCUGGCAUUGCUUCCUAAAAGGAACUCGUUUGCGCUUCCAUAAGGGCUCCAAUGUAGAGUGGCAGGAUGUUGAAGACUUAAGCAACUCAGACGACGAGUCAGAUGAUGAAGGAGGAAUGUCAUCCAUCUCUCCAAAGGGCUAUGGUUCAGAAGGUCUGAAGUUGGUGGCAUUUGAGGAGAUUGUGUCCUUCGGCCAAUCUGCACUCAAAUUGACCUUUGACCCGGGCUCACCAGAAGAUGGCCUUUUAACCACUGAGUGCAGAUUAGACCACCCCUUCUAUGUGAAAAACAAAGGGUGGUCCUCCUUCUACCCGAGCCUUACUGUGGUGCAGUAUGGAAUCCCCUGCUAUGACGUGCAGGUGGGAGACCUGUGUCUACCUCCAGGGCACAAAGAUGCCAUCAACUGUGAUGACUCUGUUGUGUUUGACACAUUCAGAAGUUAUGAUUUCACCCCUCUGGACUCUUCGGCUGUGUACGUCCUGAGUAGCAUGGCUCGCCAGCGCCGGGCCUCCCAGUCAAGUGGGGGCGCUGUCAGCCCAGACUGUGACAAGCUGGGCCGUGACCAGGAGCCCUCCAGUGCUUCCCACAGCAAAUCCAAUCGCGGCCACAACUCAGGAACAAGCAGCAGCAACACCACGCCCACCAAAUGCAAGCGGCCAAUGAACGCCUUCAUGCUCUUCGCCAAGAAGUAUCGUGUGGAGUACACCCAGAUGUAUCCUGGCAAGGACAACAGGGUUUGGUAUAAGCCAAAUAUAUCAGCUUCCAAUGAUAGUGGCGAAGUUGGAAGCAUAGAAAUCCCAUACUGGUCAGUGUCCAGUGGCUUCAAAAUGAACCCUACACCCAUUAGGAUACAAUGACUGAAAACAGCCCUCAAUGGAGAGAGGCCUCUCAUACCAGGGUACAAAAAAAAUAAGACCUUGUCAUAAAGAAGAUGACUAGCGUUUUCCACUGUAAUAUUAGUAUUAAUAAAGUGUUACUUAUCAUUGACCAAAUUCACUCAGAUCAUUUAUUUUAGAAAAUUAUGUGUCAGUGUCAGUGAGGGUCACCUCAGGCCACUGAGUUGGAUAUUCUGGUGAUAUUCUGGUAGUCACUGAAAAAUGCUCAGCUUGGUUUUAGAGUCUGUUCUGUGUAGUCAUAGUUCACUUACUGUACACGGGAAGGGCAUGGUAUUUCUUCUUAAUGUAUCUUAUUCUUAUGCUAAGUUCAUAGGUAAGCAGAUUGUUGUAUUGUUAUAAAAGACAAAAACUAAUGCAAAAUGUUGUGUCAUUUUUAUCUUCUCUAAACCAAGCUGACACAGAGUUGUAGUCAGAAAACCAUACACCCUCCUGAAGUUUUAGAGUGAGCCAUGACCUUUAACCAGUGAGAAGCUAAGAGAGGCUGUUUGGAUACUGAACCUCAAAUUGAUGGAUAGGUGUCAGUGACCUAAGGGCAGCAGGGGAUGAAGUGUUAUGCUGAAAACUGUGGCUAGCACUAUUCUCUCCAAAGCCUGGUAGAAUGGAAUAUUAGGCCUAAACAGCCCACUUCAUAAUCAGUACUCUUGUUGCUGUUUGGCUAAAAUGAAAACAGUGAUUGCCCAUGGUUCCUGUUAUUGAUUUUGCACCUGCUAGCAGGCAGUAGCUGCUGCAUAUAAAUGGAAACAAACAAAAGGCAUUACAUGUCAGUGGCGUAGCAGAGACUAGCUCCACAGCUAUUUAGAAGGUAUGGUUGGGGGCCAUUCAUGUUCUGUCAACAGGUAGGUGUGUGUGGGAGGGGUUCCCUCAUUCAUUGCUCUUCGAGAGUUCAUACCACCCCUGAGGGGGAGUAGCUCUCAGCCAGCUGGUGAUUGACAGCACAAGGAAAUGAGGAGCGGGCGUUUUCCAAGAACCAUCGUGUGGAUAUUUAGAAAGGCAGCUCAGAUAUCUCAUAGCAAACAAGCAACACAUAUUUUUGUCCCACAAUCCCUUACAUAUACAAUAGACCAGACUCCAGUGAUGUGUGUGUGUGUGUGUCUAUGUGUGUGCAUGCGUGUGUGUGUGCGUGUGCGUAUGUGUGUGUGUGUGUGUGUGUGUGUGUGUGUGUGCAUAUCUACUCUGCUUGUCGGCACAGUGAAAGCUAGAGUGACAUGUUGAUUAUGAAGGCUCUGAAGACUCAUGGGCUGUAUGUGUGGAAUGCUGCAGAACCAUUAGCUCACACAGCCAAGACAGCAGGCUUGGUCAAAGACCUCUGAGACUGCACAGUAAACAGAAACUUGGAGCCUAAGUAGCUGGGCUUUGUAAUGGAGACACACAGACUCUGAAGAGAGAGACCACUGAUCUGUGCAGCCAUUAUUUAAUUCUUAUAUUAACAUUUAUUGUUUAUGUGUUCAGUACAUUGGCAAUACACUAUGAAGUAUAUUACAUGCUGAAACUAAGGAUUUAUAAUGUAGCCAUUGGCGUUUGACAAAAAUAUUUACUGGAUGUUAAUAUAGUGGUGCUAUUCUAAGGCAGCAUGUUUAUUAAACUUAAAAGACAUCAUUAGAAGUGAUCUUUAUUAAUGUGAAGAUUUUUAUCUUGAUGUGGUUUUUGACUGUUUCGCCUAUUAGGCCUAGGCAUCAUACUGUUUCCACAUAGACCUUUAGGGACAGAUUAAUUGAGUGCACUGCAGAGGAGAGACAUUUUUCAUGCACACCUCUGACUGCUGCCCUUUGCCCUUU